Lineus longissimus is the source of this 1956-nucleotide messenger RNA. RefSeq names its product GSK3-beta interaction protein-like. Gene Ontology annotation, biological process: regulation of canonical Wnt signaling pathway. Gene Ontology annotation, cellular component: cytoplasm. Bases 3 to 377 code for a protein of 124 amino acids. The record is from RefSeq and is a predicted model, not a curated record. Gene Ontology annotation, molecular function: protein kinase A binding; kinase regulator activity. The transcript is spliced from 3 exons. Lineage: Eukaryota; Metazoa; Nemertea; Pilidiophora; Heteronemertea; Lineidae.
UCAUGGCGGACGACAACGCGGAAGUUUUGGAAAACGAGGAACAUGUUUUGAAAAUAGAAGCCAAAGAGGCUGUAAAAGAGAUCAGAUAUGCUGUCCAGUUUGUAGAAUUGUCCAGCAAACUAACCCACACUCAACAAAUGGUCUACUUUAACAUGACCACCAAAGAAAACACGAAAUAUUGUGUUGAACUCUCUGCUUCAGGUUUCAGGAUUGUCGGCAAAUCAUUUGAUUCUAUCGAAGAUGAUGACUCUAAAUACUUCGAAACAAUUUAUGCUCUGUUGGACAACAUCAGCCCAGGAUAUCGACAUACCUUUGGUGAUGCUCUCUUGGCAAAGCUGAAUAUGUUACAAGCUGAAGAAAAUAGUGAUGAUAGCUAGCAGAACUUGUAACAUAUUUUCUUUGGUGUUGGAAGUUGAUACAUCCUAUGCAGCAUUGAUUACUACAUUGUAGGAAUACGGAGAAGAACCUCAGCUUCAUUGGCAUUUCACAGUGGGGAAGAUUUAUACUCAAAUUGACCUAUGGUUUUAGAUCUGUGUAACCACUUCUCUUAACUCAUGUUUCUGUACUCUGUGGUAAAGUUGACGUAAAACUUUUAUGUUAAAAGGAUCCGUACAGAACCCAGACCUACUUGUAUAAAAGGUGCAGUGACUGUUACCAUGGUUUCUAUAUAUGGCAGCUAGAAAUUGAUUACUGCUAAAUUAUGUUGAAUUUUGUACAAAACUGAAGUUUUUUUAGGUAUGCUACAAUUGUGCCUUUUGCCUAAAGAGCUUCAAACCGACAAAAUCAUAUUAUCAUAAGGAAAGUUAGCUUAUUAUGGUGUAUUGAGUUGAGAGUUGGUUUAUAUUUGAUAAUGUUAGAAUAUGAAACCCACCUAAAUGAUAGUAUUAUUAAUCACAGAUUUGUGUUGUGAUCUUUCUGUUAUAUCAUCAUAACUCAAAAAGUAGUUACUCUCUCAGUGAUUAGCCAAUGUCACUCAAUUUAUGAAUAUUAUUAAACUUGUACGUGUAGUAAGUUUUUCUAUGAAAAUGUACCUUGAAAUUAUGUGCACUGCCAUAUCAGUUACAUGUAUAUCAUGUGCCAUCAAACAUUUAUUUUAACAUACAUAGGUGUAUUUAGAAUCCAAAAAGGAUUAUUAGCUUGGAAAAGAUACAGAAUGUGGAUACACCCAAAUUAUAUAUCAAGCCUGGUUUUCCUAAAAUAAUAUUUUCAGUAGUCUUCGUGAAAAUCAAAGCUAUUUUUUCUGUUUUAUUUGUAUCUGAAAGAACCAUGCAUAUAUCAUGUAUAUCUGUUCAUAACCAAAAAAGAAGUAUUAUUUAUAGUGAAACCAUAGAUCCAAAUUCAGAAUCAAAUAGUUGAUUUGAAAUAUUUGAAUUUCAUUUGUAUUAGAAAUCAUGUGGCAUUUUUGUGUAUAUAAAUGUACAUGAAGGGAAACCAGUCUUUUGUUUUUGCUUGUGGGUUCCAACUAAUGCUAGUUUUUCUGUUUGAGUUACUGUAUUUCUAUUUGGUUGUUUUACUUUUCAGCUGGUUUGGGUUAAUAGGUCAAUUAUGUUGUUUUAUUGGUAUGUAGUGCUUCACUGCCCAUUAUACCUACUGCUUUUAUGUAUAUUAUGAAAUAGGUUAGAAUUACAGUCUAUUGCUUCUAUCAAAGAUAUAUAAGCGAGCUGCUCGCCGUAUAAAUUUUUGCUUACAUGUCACUAUUUCCAUGUUCUUAUGUCAUACUGUCUGAUGCAGGGCUUCCACUUGACAAUUGAAUUUAAGGGUCCCACAAAAUUGUUGAUGGAUCCCUCAGUGUAGAUGUGAAAUCAGUUAGCAAUCACCUGCCUUGGUUGCUUCAUGAAUAGAAAUGCUCAUUUAAGUAUCAUUACUGUUUGCUGUUAUACAUACAAGAAGUUGAGAUAUCAAAAAUUGUAAUUUUAUGUUACUUGGAAAUAGUGCAUAUAACAAUAAUAAACGAAA